AUGUAUAUAGAAGAAUUUUCUAAUUAACUAAAUUUGGAUCAAGAAACAUUAGAUAAAGCUAAAUUAGCUAUGCAACAAUUUUCAGAAUAAGAUGAAAAAGUAUAUUUGAUUAGAGAAUAUAUAGAUUUAUGUUCCAGCUGUAGUUUAUUUGUGUAGCCAAAGCUGCCAAAUUCAAUAAAUAGAUGGAUAGACAAAAUAAGGCAAUGGAAUUACACUUACAUAAGUAUAUUAGUAAUUAUAUUGUAGAUCAUUCGUAACUUGGAUCCCUAAGUUGAUAUUGAGUAGUUCUUAAUGGUUUUAUAAGACCUUCCUACUCUUCUGAAGUGUCAUUCAACUGAAUUUGAUAAUGUAGUCAGAUAAGCUAAUUUCAGCUUUAGAUUAUACAAAAAGUUUGACAAAUGUUUUAGUCUCAUCCAGUAUUUUGAUAAUUUUUAUAUUUUUAAAGACCUGUACAGAAUCCAAGUUAAACUCCAUAAUUCAAAAAAGAAGAUGAUUGUGAUCCUUAUAUAUUAGACUUAAAAAAAGUAGCUUGGAUUCUCUGUAUAAUAGUUCGAUAGAAUAUUUUACAAUAUGAGGAACAGUUAGAUAAAAAUUAGUUAAUUAUCUGUGAUCCAAAUACUAAAGUAAUUUUAAUUUUAGUUGGAUCUUUAUCGAUUGUAUUUUAAAAUUUACCAAAUACAUUCACAUAAAAUGUUGAAGAUAUUUCACAAAAAAUGUUAUCAUUUUUUUGUAAUGAUUAAAGAGAAAUAGAUGAAGAAUUAAAAUAUUAUUAAGAUUUGUGUUUUAAAUGUAUAAAUUAAGUUGUAAAUAUGAUGCAAUAUAAAACUAAAGUAUUAGAUAUGUAAUAAGAAACUUAAGAAACUCAACUUUCUGUAUUAUUUGAAGAAAAAACAAUUGAUUAAACAUAUAGAAGAUUACAUAAAUAUUAUGAAAAGACUAGAAAACAUUCUGAUUUAGAUGAAGAAUGUUUUUUAAGAUAAAGAAUUGUAUUUACACCUAAGAAAGACAUUAAUAAAUAAGUAGAUUAUUCAGAAUUUGAGACAUUAUAAAAGAAAACUAAAAUAAAAAGUGAUCCUCCUUUUAUGUAAACACCAUUGAAAGAUAAUAAAUUCUCUAAUACUUAAGAAAAAACAUAUUUUGAUAUAAAGAAAAAUGCAAUUCCUUAAACUCCAAUUAGUAAAUGUAUGGAAUUACAUUAAUGGAUUAAAAAAAUAACUAUGUAAACAUAUAAAUGUUUUGAAGAUGAUGAUGAAUAAGAAUUUUAUAAUUAGGCAACUAUAAAUAUUAGAAAAUAUUUUGAAGUUACAGAAUCCUCUAAAUCUUCAAAAUAAAAUGAAUAAACUAUAUUAACAUUAUGUCUUGCUGUCAUUGACUCAUUAAUGAAAUCAAAUGAAGGAUAAUUUGAUUUGAAAUUACUUAAAAAUUAUAGAUUUCAAUUUGCUAUUUUAGGUUUAUCUUUAUAUACCUAUUAAAUUGUAAUCUAAAAACCUAAUUUACUUUAAAACAUGAAAUAAUUAUGCACUAUUUUUGAGAUAAGUCCCUUAGAUUUAUUUAGAGUGAUAGCUAAUUUUGCUCAUUUUCAUAGAUAAAUGCCAUCUACUAUAACUUCAUAAUUAUUUGAAUUAGAAAAACAUAUACUUUUUAAUUUGAUGUGGUAAACAGAUGCUGAAAAACUAGUUGAAAUAUUUAAAGAUAGUAUUAAUAUAAUAUAUAUAUAUAUAUAUAGAUUCACCAAAAUAUUUUGAUUAAGAAUUAGUAAGGAGAUUCUAAAAUCAUUUAGCUUUAAGAGUAAAAGAACUUUGUAAAAUACUAUAAUUAGACAUUCAUGAUUUUGCUUAUUCAGCAAUAUGUGAAUUUAUGAAGAAUCCUAAAUUAGAUGUAUUAAAGGAUGUAAUAUUUGACACUGUGAUCAUUUGCACAUUCUAUGUCAUAUAAAAACAUCAAAAAUAAAGUCCAUCUUUUAAUUCUUAUAAUAAGGUAAUAUAUAUAUAAUAAAUUAUAAUAGCUUUACACUUAAUAUUAUUCAUAAUAAAAAUAAGUUUUCACAAGAAUUGUUGAGUAUUAUAAUGAAAGAUUUUUGAGUGGAUUUAGAGAUAUUGUAAAAUCUAUAUCAAAUGCUCAACCAUUAUAAAUACCUAAGAAUUUUGAAUGCCAAAGUCCAUUAAUAAUUAAAUAAAUACCUGUAUCUCCUAAUUAUAGAUAAUAAUAUAUUGCUACUCCAGAACCACCUUCCCCUCAAAAAAACUUUAUGCGUUCAUUGAUGCAAAAGAUAAAACCAUAAUAAUAAUAAUAAUAAGCAUAAUAAAAAUAAUAAGACAUUCAACCUUUUUAAGAUUGA
Paramecium primaurelia is the source of this 2338-nucleotide messenger RNA. Lineage: Eukaryota; Ciliophora; Oligohymenophorea; Peniculida; Parameciidae. The record is from the annotation of a GenBank genome assembly.